Apiotrichum porosum is the source of this 573-nucleotide messenger RNA. It is a transcript of the gene NCS1, whose product is annotated as Neuronal calcium sensor 1. The record is from RefSeq and is a predicted model, not a curated record. NCBI's taxonomy places the organism in Eukaryota, Fungi, Basidiomycota, Tremellomycetes, Trichosporonales, Trichosporonaceae. Gene Ontology annotation, molecular function: calcium ion binding. The coding region runs from base 1 to 573 and encodes 190 amino acids. The transcript has 8 exons. Gene Ontology annotation, cellular component: intracellular membrane-bounded organelle; cytosol; membrane.
AUGGGUAAGAGCCAGAGCAAGCUCAGCGCCGAGGACCUCGCCGAGCUCCAGAAGAACACGUACUUCGACAAGAAGGAGCUGCAGCAGUGGUACAAGGGAUUCCUCAAGGACUGCCCCAGCGGCCAGCUGAACAAGGACGAGUUUAAGAAGAUCUACCGCCAGUUCUUCCCCUUUGGUGAUCCGAGCCAGUUUGCCGACUACGUCUUCAAUGUCUUUGACGAAGACAAGUCUGGAACGAUCGAGUUCAAGGAGUUCAUCUGCGCGCUCUCGGUCACGUCGCGCGGACGACUGGACGAGAAGCUCAAGUGGGCGUUCCAGCUGUACGACAUCAACUCGGACGGGUUCAUCACCUAUGACGAGAUGCUCCAGAUUGUGCGGUCCAUCUACAAGAUGACUGGCCAGAUGGUCCGCCUCCCCGAGGACGAGGACACACCCGAGAAGCGCGUCGACAAGAUCUUCCGCACGAUGGACCUGAACAAGGACCACAAGUUGACCUUUGAAGAGUUCAAGGAGGGAUCCAAGCAGGACCCAACCAUCGUCCAGGCCCUGUCGCUCUACGACGGUCUGGUCUAG